ACGGAAAUCAAGUGCAUACCGAGAAGCGCGUGGGCCACCGACCUACACGAAACCGCUGUUUUUACAUCAUUUUUAUAUGCCGAUCACAAAUUGAAAACAUGACGAUAAAUAACGAUUUCUAGAAGUUCAAAUAAAUAUUAGCGUUCAGUAUAUCUGGGGUGCGCGACCUUAAACUAUUCGAUAUAACAUGUGAAUAAACGCAGUUUUCGGUUGCGACAAUAAUGGACAAAAUUUCUUGUUUUAUUGUUUUAAUAUGUUUUUGCGUCAAUGUUUCGUUGGAACUUGAACCCCAAAAUGUGACCUUCGUAAUCAUCAGCCAGAACAACGCAUAUAAUGACCGCUUAUCGAAGAAAUUACAAAGCAGUCUAAAGGAACAAGCAGAUAGGCUACAGCUGUCAGGUUACAAAAUCUAUAUUUCUAAUAAGCACUUUAAUGUACCAGGAGAAUGGACUAUAGUACCACUAGCUGACCCGAUUUUAAGUAGUAUUAAACAUUAUCCUAUGCAAUGGGUAGUUUUUUUAGAAGACUACAGUGUCGUCGAUUUAAAGUUACUUAUGAAAGUUCUUAAGAAGUACAAUCAUAAUAAAGACAUUUGGAUAGGCCAUGCCUUAUACGACGCAGAAGCAGUUAUCAUUCAUCACUUUGAAUUUCGAGAAAAUCCUGAAUCCUUUAAAUAUCCAAACUUGGCUUCCGGAUUUGCUAUGAGCUUACCUUUACUCGAAAAAGUAAGAAUGAAUGCCAAAAACGAAAGCAAGAAACCUCAGCACCCUAGAGAUUUUCAUAUAGAUCCAGCGCAUGAGCUGGCUCUUUUUAUUCUCGAUGAUGGUACUGGAGCAAAAUUGCGGCAUAACAGCUUGUUUUGCGCUAAAAAAGACGAAAGAGAUAGUUGUGCUAUUUAUCCAAAAGAAUUUGAACCAUGUGGUGAAGCUGAUAUUUCAACCAUGUAUUUUGCCAUCAAAACAUGCCGAUACUUUUACAAAGAUAGGAUUGAUGUGGUCAAGAAAACGUACUAUAAAUACACCGAGAAAAGUGGAUUUUUUAGUGACCAUGAAGAUAAAGAUAUUCCAACUAUAGAUGUAGGUAUUCCAAACGUAGAUCGAGGACAUUGUGCCAAAAUGAUGGCAAUAUUACAACUUUCUCUGAAGAAAUUUCAAAAUGAUACUAAAUUAGAGUGGUUGAUUUUAGUUGAUGAUGAUACAAUUUUAAGCGUUUCAAGAAUAGCAGGUCUUUUAUCCUGCCAUAACAGUUCCGAACCUAUGAUUCUGGGAGAACGGUAUGGCUACGGAAAAAGAGGGAUGGACUACCCAACUGGUGGCGCUGGUACCUUAAUAAAUAGAAGCGCGCUAGAAAUUUUGGCCUACGGAUGUCAUUGUGCCUGGCCCUCUGCACCUGACGACAUGAUGCUCGGCGCCUGUGCUGAGGAAUAUGAUAUUACCAUUGUACAUGUGCCACAAAUGCAUCAAGCACGACCAAACGACUAUGCUCCAGGCCGCCUAGCAACCAAUGACGCCAUAACAUUCCACAAGCACUGGAACAACAGGCCAGUGGAAAUCUACAACCAAUGGUUUCUGAAAGACGACCAGAAGCUAAGCAAACAUCAUGGAAAAUUCAAUCUGAAAGAUGAGCUUUAAGCAAAUAUUAUAAAUAACUUAAAAAUUAUGAAGGUUUUUAGGUUUUAUUUGUAAUCCCUUGUAAUAGCUAGAAUUGUCUAGUAGAUGGGACAAACGAUAUUACUGGCUCAGGCAGUAAGGGUAGGUGCUUCACCCAUCAUAUAGUUAUUACAUUUCUAUCUGUUGAUCGAUGUUCAAAGUGAUUCCAAAUACGAAAUAUUCUCAAAACCAAAAAAUGUUAUAUCCCAAACUUAAAUGUGAUAAAUGUAGGGCAUAUUGAGGUUUCUAAGAUAAUAGGUAUAUGUCUAUAUGAAUAUUAUUUUUAUCCAGCUCUGUAACAUAAACAAAUAGUCAUAAAAUAAAAAUGUAUUGAUACUCAAAUUAAAAUACUUCUUCAGCAUUGUGCAUGGGAAGGCAAUACCGAAA
Molecule: messenger RNA, 2036 nt
Organism: Anthonomus grandis grandis
Lineage: Eukaryota; Metazoa; Arthropoda; Insecta; Coleoptera; Curculionidae
Product: beta-1,3-glucosyltransferase
Exons: 9
Coding region: 222-1631 (469 amino acids)
Cellular component (GO): membrane
Molecular function (GO): acetylglucosaminyltransferase activity
Source: RefSeq, a predicted model, not a curated record